Messenger RNA from Branchiostoma floridae (Florida lancelet), 4885 nucleotides. Its product is annotated as zinc finger protein 431-like. The record is from RefSeq and is a predicted model, not a curated record. Lineage: Eukaryota; Metazoa; Chordata; Leptocardii; Amphioxiformes; Branchiostomatidae. Gene Ontology annotation, molecular function: DNA-binding transcription factor activity, RNA polymerase II-specific; RNA polymerase II transcription regulatory region sequence-specific DNA binding. Bases 109 to 2886 code for a protein of 925 amino acids. Gene Ontology annotation, biological process: regulation of transcription by RNA polymerase II. Gene Ontology annotation, cellular component: nucleus. The transcript is spliced from 2 exons.
CAUCGGGAACGAAAAAAAAAAACAUUCCGCCAUUUUUUUGUGCGCUCGGUCGCCAAUCUGACACGAUUUUCAGCACAUUUCAAGACAACGGGAACAAGCUUCAUCAGCAUGGAUAGUCCCAGCUGUGGAAAUUGUACUGAAGAUCUGCAUCCGGGACAUCCAGGGAAGGUGACAACUGGCAGUGAGGACCAGACAACAGAUAUAGACACACAGGAGGACAAAGAAGAACAAGCCUCACGUGAGGAAACGUUUCAUAUGAAGGUUGAGAGGACUGAUUCCCCACAAAUAGAAGAAUAUGAUGAAGAACUACUUCAAGACAAGACAGCAGACAUGGGCUGGCAGCAGGACAGGGAGGAGCAAGCUUCAUGUCAGCAAACGUUUCACAAUGAGAAGGUUGGCAAGUCUGAGUUGAAUUCCUUUUCCCCACAUACAGAGGAUCAUGGCAAAGCCGUACUUCAAAACAAGACAACAGACAUGGGCUGGCAUCAGGACAGGGUAGAGCAACCUUCAAACCAGGAAACUUUUCAUAUGAAUGUUGAGAAGACUGAUUCCUUGUCCCCAUAUGUAGAGAAUACCGACAAAGUCUCUCUUCAGAAUAAGACAACAGACAUGGGCUGGCAACAAGAUAUGGAGAAGCAAGCUUCAUCUGAGGAAACAUUUCAUGUGAAAGUUGAGAGGACGGGUUCCUUGUCUCCACACAUAAAGGAUCACGGAGAAGCCCUACUUCAAAACAAGACAACCCAUACAGAAGACAAACCUUACAAGUGUGAUCAGUGUGACUUUUCUGCGGCUAAGAAAUCCCUUCUGGAUGAACACCUAGCAAGACACGCUGGAGAGAAGCGUUUCGUUUGUGGAGAGUGUGGGUUCAGGACUGCCUGGAGGUCUCGCUUAUCCAUACAUAAGAGAAAGCAUACCGGAGUGAAGCCAUACAAAUGUGACCAGUGUGAUUAUUCCGCCGCAGAGAAAGGGACAUUGACCAUCCACAGGGCAAAACACACGGGAGAGAAGCCGUACAUCUGUACUGAGUGCGAUUACAGAACGGUUCGUAGCGAUAAGCUGGCCAGGCAUAAGAGGACUCACACAGGAGAGAAACCCUACAAGUGUCAUCUGUGCGACUAUUCUGCAGCGCAUAAGCUUUCUCUGGACAACCAUGUAGCAAAGCACACGGGCGAUAAACCCUUCAAGUGUGAUCAUUGUGACUACAGUGCUGUCAGGAAAGCCCAUUUGAACGAUCACAUGACAACCCACACAGGGGAGAAACCCUUUGCGUGCGGGCAAUGCGGGUACAGGUUAGCCACAAAGUCCAGCUUAUCCCAACAUUUGAAAACACACAAAGUUGAGAAACCAUUCAAGUGUGGUCUGUGCAACUUUUCCACGGCGACAGAAAUCACUUUGAACAAGCAUGUCAGGCAACACAGCGGUGAGAAAGCGUACAUUUGUAGGGAGUGUGGGUACUCAACGAGUAGACGGUAUAUGCUCUCCCGACACAAGAGAACCCACACAGGAGAGAAACCCUACAAGUGUGACCAGUGUGACUAUUCCGCAGCACGUAAGCACCAUUUAGACAUCCACCUCUUGACACACACAGGGGAGAAACCAUACACUUGCGAUCAGUGCGACUAUUCUGCUGCACAUAAGCUGUCUCUCGACAACCAUCUAGCAAAGCACACCGGUGAAAAACCCUUCGCCUGCGAUCAAUGUGACUAUACUGCCGUAAGGAAAUCCCAUCUGAACGAUCACAUGAAGACGCACAACAAGCCCUUUUCGUGUGGGGACUGUGGGUAUAGAACAGCUCUAAAGUCGAACUUAUCCCAACACUUGCACAUCCACACAGGAGAGAAGCCCUUCAAGUGUGACCAGUGUGACUACUUAGCGGCACGCAAAGCCCACCUGGACAGCCACCUAAUAACCCACACUGGUGAAAAACCUUACACUUGUGACCAGUGCGACUAUUCUGCAGCACACAAACUCUCUCUGGACAACCAUUUAGCAAAGCACACAGGUCAUAAACCCUUCAAUUGUGAUCAGUGCGAUUAUCGUGCCGUUCGGAAGUCACAUUUGAACGACCACUUGGCGACCCACGCCGAGGAGAAACCUUUUGUUUGCGGGGAAUGCGGAUACAGCACGGCUGUGAAGUCCAACUUAUUCCAACACUUAAAAAUGCACACAGGAGAGAAGCCGCACCAGUGCGACCAUUGUGACUACUCUGCGACUCGUAAAUCGCAUCUGAACCGCCACUUGAGAAAACACACAGGUGAGAAACCCUACAUGUGCAGGGUGUGCGGCCUAAGGACUGGGGACAAGUCUUUCCUCGCUCAACACAUGAAAACUCACACGGGUGAAAAACCGCACAAAUGCGAUUAUUGUGAUUAUUCUGCUUUGCGGAAAUCCGGUUUGGACGCCCAUCUAGCAAGACACACCGGCGAGAAACGUUAUGUAUGUGGUGAGUGUGGGUAUAGAACAGUGGAAAGCUCCAGCUUAUCCAAACAUCAAAGAACUCACACAGACAGAGAGAAACCCUACAAAUGUGACCAGUGUGACUAUUCUGCGAUGCAGAAAGCCAGUCUGGACACCCAUCUAGCAAAACACAGAGGUGAAAAACCCUUCAUAUGCGAGGAGUGUGGUUUUAGAACGGCCGGGAAGUCGAACUUGUCUAAGCACAAGAAAACCCACGCUCUAGACAAACCGUACAAGUGUGAUCAGUGCGAUUAUUCUGCAGUGAGAAAGUCACAUUUGGACAUCCAUCUAGCAAAACACAUGGGUGAUAACGUACGUGUGUGGGAAGUGGUAGACAUGGAUACGUCGUCACCACGUCCUGUUGCGAUAUUUGAGAACCCAGACAAUAUGGAAAGCAUGCAUGUGAUUGAUGUGAACAGUGCAAAUUAGCUGUGCAAAAAAAACAGUUUUGACACGUAAUAAAGCUUUGCACCUGAACAAGUUUUAUGUACAGGUACAUGGGUUAAGGUGUGAGCUUGCUGAAGUUUUACCUGUAACCAACUGUCUUUUUCUCAAUGAGGAAGGUAUUUGCAUGAUUUAUGUUUGAAUCUCAAAACAUUUUUUGCAAGUUUUGUUAAUUUUGCUGCAAUAUUAUCACAAUUGUCAUCAUUGAUUCAGUAUUUAUUCAUGCAUUUAUGUAGUCUAAAAAAGUGGUGCCCACUCGUGUUUCAGUUUGUUUGGGUACCAAUACACCAGAUACACAACUCUACAGGAAUAGGUACAGGUAUUGGGUACACAGCCCUACACAUGUUUUGUCCAUAGCAUAGUACAUGUAUGUUGUACAUGAUAUAUUCUGGUGAGAAGCAUUAUGUAUACCAGAGAGUGUGGGUACAGAACGAUAAAAGUUGAGGAUGCCUAGGUAUUUACACAAAUUUUAUGGAAAUACCAUUCACUACCAAGAAACAUACAACUGUUACUGAAUUCAUGCAAGUUUUACAUACAAGCCUAACUCAUAGUAAAACUCCUUAUGAAUUCCAUUAAAUUUGUGUGUAUUCCUUAAUACUCGUGUGCAUGUAUGUAUUCUGCACUAUUUAUGUAUACUUACAAUGUACAUAUAGGUACUGCUGACUUUGUAAGUCAUGUGUAGUCAUGUACUAUAAGCCAUACAGAUAUACAUGUAUAGGUUAUAUAAAGUUAUAAAGUGCAUGAUAUGUAACUAACUGAGUAAUAUAUUUGAUGAUAGAGGACUCAGAUGAUAAACAAAAAAUUGUUUAGUCAUAGGUACUGCUUUUUAGAAGCUAGUAUAUGUCCAUAUGUGAAGAACUGUGACCCCUACCUGCCCAAAAAUAGAUAGUAAAAAGAUUAUUUAAAUGGGUGUAUAGAUCUUGCAAAUCAUGAUUGUAAAACUAGUGCCAAAUCUUUCUUUAACAUUUGUAAUAAUAUAAGCAUCAUGGAUCUAGAUCAAUAGCAGAGAAAAUGUCCCUCUUGCCAUUGAUGUCCCUUAUUAUUGGACAAAUAAAUGUAUCAAGUAUUAAAAUCCUUGUUACAUUGAUCAUUAUUUUCCUCGUGCAGAUGACCAGGUCACUGAGGAGUAAAUAGUGCUGUGUAUCUAAACUUAUAUUCAGGUUCAGGUCCCGAUUCAGGUCCAGCAUGCAGGUUCAGGUCUGGACUUGUAAGUCUGUGUACUAUCUAUGAAAGGUUUUAGAUGGUUUAGAACAGAAUGGAGAAUAUAAGUGAGGGAUAGCUUUUUGCAAGUCCAGACUUGGUUCCCCAUAGUUUUUUUUUUUUUUGGACAUGGACCUAAAUGUUUUAAGUCCAAUUCUGGGUUUUAGGUACGCAGCACUAGGUGUAAACCUGUUUUUGCCAGCAGAACAUUUAUAUGACAUUUUCUUUGGGGAGUUGUUCCAGCGGGUACGAUUUGUUUCUGGAAUGGCACGCCUACAGCAAUGGUUAUCUAAAAUCAUAUACAGAGAAAUGGCCAUAAUCACACCCUCUGCAUGAUUAUGGUAGAUGAAGGAUCCGUCAUCUGUCCCCCUAGAAGUAAAACGAGCCAGACCACAAACCAUCUCCAUUUCUGCAGUCCUGGGCCACACAGCUUUGUGCAAUCACUACAGCAGGGGGCUAGUCCACUGGUAGUGCUGUGUGUGUUCAACUAAAUAUAGGUAUCUAUAUACUCUUUCCCAAAUGUUGAGUGCCAAACAGGGAAAGAAGUACAUGCACCAUUUUUAAUGUCUUUGGUAUAAAUUUGUAAUUACAAUUAUUGUUUGUUCGAGGACAAAAAGUUUUCUCAACUUUGCGUAUUUUGCGUUGACUUAGGUCUUUUUCAGGUUGGUAUUACAUAAAUUGAAUACAACACGGUGUACUACGCAUCCAGCCCUCCCAAGGGUAGGAUCGUCCUCUGGAUUUCUUGCGAUCCGUUGGGCUGGUACCUCGGGUGAUACGGAAUACA